Aspergillus costaricaensis CBS 115574 is the source of this 729-nucleotide messenger RNA. RefSeq lists its product as uncharacterized. The transcript has a single exon. Lineage: Eukaryota; Fungi; Ascomycota; Eurotiomycetes; Eurotiales; Aspergillaceae. The annotation marks the transcript as partial. The record is from RefSeq and is a predicted model, not a curated record.
GGAAUACUUGGAGGGACCCAUGUGGUAGCUCCUUUAUACUUUUUAAUAUAUGCCAUACAGUCACCGGUGUCCAAAUUCGAUACGCCAGAUCGUCGCAGUACGCAAAUUUCUUAUAUGAAAAUCUUGAUUCCCUGCCUUAUAUCAUGCUAUUAUAUUCCGGGGUUCUGGAUCACCUAUGGAAACCCUUCAGUGCGAAGCAACUCGGCUUUUAUGUUCAUUCUACUACCUGCUUUUUUCCGACUCCUUCAUGUCCAGGUAUCGUCUUUAAUCAGAGGAACAACAGUGAAAGAGCUUAUUGAAACUCCGAACGUCGACAUGCCAUAUAUUAGAAUAACAUAUUACACAUGCGCUUUACUAUCCGGGGCCAUGUCCUUGCUAUCGAGAGGUUGGGUAUCACGGUCAUUACUUGGUUGCUUAUUCCCAAUAUCACAGCAUAUGAGCCUAACAGUAUCUACCAUACAUGUCGACCACGAAGAGAUGGCGGGGUUUGUAUGUGGCUUGAUAUGGGUCACAUUCGAGUAUAUCGACUUAAGCUCCAGCGGGAUGAUGAACAUGCCCUGGCUCUCGUUCAUCCUAGCAGGCACACUCAUCAGUCUUAUUCUGGGUCCGGCAGCAGCCUUGAUGCUAGGAUGGGGUCUGAGGGAAGAGUACUUGGCAAAGCAUGCGGCACGCCGCCUAGAACGCCCACUGAUUUUGUCAGCAGCUGUUGGAAGUCCAAUUUCAGGUUGA